CGUCGAAGAAAGAGAGGAAGAGGUAAAAAAAAAAAAACACCGAGCGACGACGAAGAAGAUUCUCUAAUCUCUCCGCGUAGUUUAUCUCUUGAAGAGAGGGUAAUUAUCGAAGAGUGAUGCGAUUUUCUUCACGCGGUGUUUGAGGAACAUAUAUAGAGAAUAGAGAUGAUGAUGAUGAUGGGUUUCGCGAUUUCGGAUGAGUUUCUGGGCACGUUCGUGCCGAUUAUGGUAUAUUGGGUUUAUUCAGGGAUGUACAUUUACUUAGGAUCUAUGGAAAGAUAUAGAUUGCAUUCGAAGGUAGACGAGGACGAGAAGAAUCUCGUCACCAAAUCCGCCGUCGUCAAGGGCGUUCUUCUUCAACAGACUCUACAAGCCAUCAUCUCCGUCAUUCUCUUCAACAUUACAGGAAGUGAUGAUGCAGAUGCUGCUUCUACGACGCAGCACUUCUCCCUUCUCCUCCUCGCCAGGCAAUUCAUCAUCGCCAUGCUCGUAAUCGACACGUGGCAAUACUUCAUCCACCGCUACAUGCACCUCAACAAGUUCUUAUACAAGCACAUCCACUCUCAGCACCAUCGCCUCAUCGUCCCCUAUUCAUACGGAGCUUUAUACAACCAUCCAUUAGAAGGUCUUCUCUUGGACACCAUCGGCGGUGCUUUGUCUUUCCUCUUCUCCGGUAUGUCCCCGAGAACGGCUAUAUUUUUCUUCUCCUUCGCUACCAUCAAGACGGUUGAUGAUCACUGUGGACUUUGGCUUCCGGGGAAUCCGUUUCACGUCUUCUUCAGUAAUAACUCUGCUUACCAUGAUGUUCACCAUCAGCUAUAUGGGAGCAAGUACAAUUUCUCGCAGCCCUUCUUUGUCAUGUGGGAUAGGAUUCUCGGUACUUACUUGCCUUAUUCGCUUGAGAAAAGAGCCUCUGGUGGAUUUGAAACACGGCCGAUCAAAGUAUCUAAAGAUGAGUAACUUUUUUUCUUCUUUUGGAGCUUCUUAUCACUUCUAUGUUACUUGACUAUUUGAUCGCUAGAGAACCACUGUAACCUCUGUGUACAUACAAUUGCAAGCUCUCGUUUUCAAUCUACGGUUGUUUGUUUCUGUGUAAGCUAGCAGUGAAUUCAUUUUGUAAUAGACCAGUGAAGUGAUUGCUCAAUUAUUGAAAUAGUGGACCUUUGAAUGAAAAGGAUACAAUGCUUAUCUUCAA
Brassica oleracea var. oleracea is the source of this 1195-nucleotide messenger RNA. Its product is annotated as sphinganine C(4)-monooxygenase 2-like. The transcript has 2 exons. Gene Ontology annotation, molecular function: iron ion binding; oxidoreductase activity. The record is from RefSeq and is a predicted model, not a curated record. Gene Ontology annotation, biological process: lipid biosynthetic process. Bases 166 to 960 code for a protein of 264 amino acids. Lineage: Eukaryota; Viridiplantae; Streptophyta; Magnoliopsida; Brassicales; Brassicaceae.